Molecule: messenger RNA, 984 nt
Organism: Phytophthora sojae
Lineage: Eukaryota; Oomycota; Peronosporomycetes; Peronosporales; Peronosporaceae
Exons: 2
Coding region: 1-984 (327 amino acids)
Biological process (GO): pectin catabolic process
Cellular component (GO): extracellular region
Molecular function (GO): polygalacturonase activity
Source: RefSeq, a predicted model, not a curated record
AUGAUGCGCCAGGAGCAGGAGGCCUCCACCUGCACGCUCUCCGGCACCUACAAGGCCGGCACCGACAUCUCGUCCUGCAGCACGCUCACCAUCGGCACGCUCAGCGUGCCCGCCGGCGUCACGCUCGACCUGAGCAAGGCCAAGACGGGCGCCAACAUCAAGAUCUCCGGCACCGUCACGUUCGGCCAGAAGAACCUCACGGUCAGCGGCGCGGGCACGCUCGACGGCCAGGGCGCCUGGUACUGGAAGCAGGGCACGUCCAUCAGCCGCCCCGUCUUCUUCCGCCUCAACAACGUAAUCUCGUCCACGCUCUCGGGCUUCAAGAUCAAGAACUCGCCCUACCGCACCUUCAGCGUCCUCAACUCGCAGAAGACCACCAUCAGCGGCCUCACGCUCGACUCGAGCGCGGGCGACGGCACGGCCAAGAACACGGACGGCUUCGACCUGAGCAAGAACAACUACGUCACCAUCACGGGCAACAAGAUCUACAACCAGGACGACUGCCUCGCCAUGCAGUCCAGCACCAACACGGUCUUCAGCAACAACUACUGCAGCGGCGGCCACGGUAUCUCCAUCGGAUCGCUCGGCGGAUCCACCGUCAGCUCGGCCGACACGGUCUCGGGCCUCACGGUCAAGGGCAACACCAUCGUCAACAGCGUCAACGGCAUCCGCAUCAAGACCAUCGUCGACCUCAAGGGCCUCGUCUCGGACGUCACCUACACCGACAACAAGCUCAGCAACGUCAAGAACGCCAUCGUCAUCCACUCGGACUACAGCAAGUCCAAGGGCGGCUACACCGGCAAGGCCACGAGCGCCGUCACCAUCAAGGGCGUCACCAUAUCGGGCCUCUCGGGCACGGCCACCAACCUCUACGACAUCGUGGCCAACUCCAAGGUCGUGUCCAACUGGAAGUUCUCGGGCGUCACGGUCAAGGCGAGCAAGACGGGCACCUGCAGCGGCCAGCCCAGCACCGUCAAGUGCUAA